Messenger RNA from Umbelopsis ramanniana AG, 1995 nucleotides. RefSeq lists its product as uncharacterized. The coding region runs from base 247 to 1863 and encodes 538 amino acids. The transcript has 5 exons. Gene Ontology annotation, molecular function: isocitrate lyase activity. Gene Ontology annotation, biological process: carboxylic acid metabolic process. NCBI's taxonomy places the organism in Eukaryota, Fungi, Mucoromycota, Umbelopsidomycetes, Umbelopsidales, Umbelopsidaceae. The record is from RefSeq and is a predicted model, not a curated record.
AAGCCGUCCACCAGCGAUGACAAGUGAGAAUUGUCAGCCAAUCAAAUUUCAGGUGAGGGUUUGGCGCGUGAUCAGUUCAAGCUGGAGUUUUACACUCUCUGGCCUUUGUUCAUCUUCACAUGCCGACUAGCGACAAUUGCGGGGGAUCACGGGCAGAGGGUGAAAGUUGAUGAAGCCAAUAUAAAACGCAUUACUUUUAUAAAACACAUCUGCCUUUGUUUCCUUCUCUCCGCAUUUAUCUCCAUCAUGUCUUCUUCACAGUUGCUCCAACAAGAGGAACGAGAGUUCCAACAACAAGUCGAUCAGCUCAAGCAAUGGUGGGCCUCUCCCCGUUUCCGUCUUGUCAAACGUCCUUAUACCGCUGAAGCUAUUGUUUCUAAGCGUGGUACCCUUCACAUUGAUUACCCUUCAAAUGCUCAAGCCAAGAAGUUGUGGGCUUUGUUGCAAAACCACAAGAAGAAUGGCACAGCUUCUCAUACCUUUGGAGCCUUGGAUCCUGUCCAGGUUACGCAAAUGGCCCCUCAUUUGGAGACCGUGUAUGUCUCUGGUUGGCAAUCCUCUUCCACCGCUUCUUCCUCUAAUGAACCUGGUCCAGAUUUGGCUGAUUACCCUAUGGACACUGUUCCUAACAAGGUUGAACACUUGUUCAUGGCUCAAUUGUUCCAUGACCGCAAGCAACAUGAGGCUCGUUUCGCCAUGUCCAAGGAAGAGAGAGCAAAGACCCCCUACAUUGAUUAUCUUCGUCCUAUUGUCGCUGAUGCAGACACUGGUCACGGUGGUAUCACUGCUGUUAUGAAGCUGACAAAGAUGUUUGUCGAGCGCGGAGCUGCUGGUAUUCACAUUGAGGAUCAAGCUGCUGGAACCAAAAAGUGCGGUCACAUGGCUGGCAAGGUCUUGGUACCUAUCUCCGAACACAUCAACCGUUUGAUCGCUAUCCGCGUGCAAUAUGAUAUCAUGGGUGUUGAUAACAUCCUUGUCGCUCGCUCCGAUGCCGAAGCUGCUACCUUGAUUACUAGCAACAUUGACUACCGUGAUCAUGCUUUCAUCCUCGGUGCCACUAACACCUCCUUGCCACCUUUGGUUCAAGUUAUGUAUGAAGCUGAACAAGCUGGAAAGAGCGGUGAUCAGCUGCAGGCAGUUGAAGAUAAGUGGGUCGAGGAUGCUAAGCUUUCUCGCUAUGGUGACGCUGUCGCUGCUGCUCUCAAGCAGAAGGGUCAGGGUAACAAGGUCGAUGACUUCUACAAGGCUAUUGAGUUCAAGUCAAAUCUGGAAGCCAGAGCUGUUGCAAAGAAAUUCGGUGUUGAAAUCACAUGGGACUGGGAUCUUCCUCGUGUCAGAGAAGGUUACUACCGUUACCAAGGUGGUACUGAAUGCGCUACUCACCGUGCUGUCUGCUUUGCUCCCUAUGCUGAUAUGCUUUGGAUGGAAACCAAGAAGCCCAUUCUUACACAAGCCAGACAAUUCUCUCAAGGUGUCUUGUCCAAGUACCCCGAUGUUUUGCUCUCUUACAACUUGUCUCCAUCCUUCAACUGGGAUGCUGCAGGUAUGACGGAUAAUGAUAUGCGAUCCUACAUCAAGGAGUUGGGCAAGCUUGGCUUCGCCUGGCAAUUCAUCACUCUUGGUGGUCUCCACGCCAAUGCUCUCGCAACAGCCACCUUCGCAAAGGGUUAUGCUGAGCACGGUAUGCUUGCCUACGUUGCAGGUGUUCAACGUAAGGAAAGAGAAGCUGGCGUUGAUGUUCUUCAACAUCAGAAAUGGAGUGGUGCCAACUAUGCUGAUGAGCUUAUCAAGAUCGUCACUGGUGGUGUCGCAUCUACCGCUGCUAUGGGCAAGGGUGUCACUGAAGAUCAGUUCAAACACUAAGUAAACAAAUCCACGGAGGUUUAUAGAUUUUUAUUUUCUUCAACGAUGUGCCAAUAGCUUAUUUCGUAUGUACAAAACAAAUACACACUUUUUUUUCAUGCAUACCAUGCAAACCAAUUUUAUAUCUUGAAG